Messenger RNA from Orycteropus afer afer, 1467 nucleotides. The record is from RefSeq and is a predicted model, not a curated record. NCBI's taxonomy places the organism in Eukaryota, Metazoa, Chordata, Mammalia, Tubulidentata, Orycteropodidae.
AUGCACCCUGCCUCCAUCUUCCGUCCGACUCUGCUGCUCUACUGGCUGGCCGCCCUCCGGCCCGUCCAGCCCGAGACACUUUUCCACAGCCGGGACCGCUCGGACCUGGAGCCGUCCGUCGUGCAGCAGGCCCAGCCCAUCGCCGACUUCCGCUCUGCUCAGCGCUUCCUGGCCAAGUACGGCUGGACCACGAACCCCCGACUCGGCGCUCGCGGAGCCCCGGGGCCCAGCGCCUUCGCCCGGGCCGUGCGCGCCUUCCAGCGCGCUAACCAGCUGCCGGCCACCGGGGCGCUGGACACGGCCACGCUGCGGGCCAUGAACAGACCGCGCUGCGGCGUCCGCGACCCCCAGGGCGCCCCCGAACUCCGCGGCGGCCCGCGGCCCUCGCCGGCGGCCCGGCCCCGCGCAAAGCGCUUUCUACAGCUGCUCCGUCCCCUGCCGGGCGGUGAGGAGGCCUGGCGGGACGGCGAGGCCAUCAGGGUCUUCUCCAGAAGCACCCUCAAAUGGAGGCUGGUGGGCGAGGGCUACAGCAGCCAGCUGUCGGCAGACGACCAGAGGCACAUCUUCAGACUGGCCUUCCGCAUGUGGAGCGAGGUGACGCCGCUGCACUUCCGGGAGGACCUGACCGGCCCCAGCACCCAGGUGGACAUCAAGCUGGGCUUUGGAAGAGGCCGGCAUUUGGGGUGCCCGCGGGUUUUCGAUGGGAGCGGGCAGGAGUUUGCCCACGCCUGGCGCCUGGGCGAUAUUCACUUUGAUGACGACGAACACUUCACGCCUCCCACCAGUGACACGGGCAUCAGCCUUCUCAAAGUGGCUGUCCACGAAAUUGGCCAUGUCCUCGGCUUGCCUCACACCUACAGGACAGGAUCAGUGAUGCAGCCAAAUUAUAUUGGCCAGAAACCUGCGUUUGAGCUGGACUGGUCAGACAGAAAGGCCAUUCAAAAGCUGUACGGUGGUUGCCAAAGUUUUAAUCUGGUUCUAGAGGCGCAAAAAAGAAAUCAGUACUGGAGAUAUGACAGCGACAAGGAUCAGGCCCAAACAGAGGAUAAGCAAGGAAACCACUACCCCAGACUGAUUUCAGAAGGAUUUCCUGGGAUCCCAAGUCCCCUGGACACUGCCUUUUAUGACCGACGAAAGCAGCUAAUUUACUUCUUCAAGGAGUCCUUGGUGUUUGCAUUUGAUGUCAACAGAAAUCAAGUACUUAAUUCUUAUCCAAAGAAGAUGACCGAAGCGUUCCCACCAACAGCCUCACACAGCCAUCCUGUCAGAAACAUAGAGUCAGCUUACUACUCCUACGCACACAGCUCUGUGUUCUUUCUCAAAGGCAAUGCCUACUGGAAGGUGGCUAACGACAAGGACAGACGGCACAAUCCUGGGCUUCCUGCUAAUGGAUUAUUUCCACAGGAGUCAAUCUCAGGGAGAUGGUUUGACCUGUGUGACGUCCACACGGACACGCUGAGCAUAUAA